AUCCACAUCUCACUUCCCCAACGCCAUCUCAUCCAUUCAUGUCUAAUCAAGGGACGACAAGCGCACUUCCAUCCAGGCAUGGUGCUGCGCCAACGACAGCUCUUAUGAUUUAGGCCACGAACCCAUGAUAAAAAGUGUUACCUAAGAUACGAGCGACUAGAUCUGGUCGACAGUUCGAACCAGACCACUGACCUCUUCACCAUGGCGACCGCCGCCGAGGCGCGGAAAGGUCCUGAUGAUGAGGGCACGAUCAACGUCGCAUCUAAGAAAGCCGCCAAAGUCAAACCGAGCGGCCCUAUAAAACUCAAGAAGCCCGCGCCUAAGCAUACGAAACCGGGCAACUGGAGGGAAGGAAGCGUAGCUGACAUUGAUAAGAAGCUUAAACGCACUGAUGAUGAUAAGAAACUCAAGCGCACCAACAGCCCCUCGGCUGCUACAUCAGCGAUCUCGCCACCUACGAGUCCCGUCGUCAACCUGCUCGAGGACGGUCCCCGCGAGACAUUUAUGAACGGCCGACCACUCGAGGACAACUUGAAUCUGCAGCAAUGCAAACUCUGCAAAAAGGGUGUUGUUAAGUCCGCCGCUAAAGGCCACGUUGAUAACUGCAUGAAAAUCAAGAAAGAGAAAGCGCAACGCAAGAAAGAGGCCAGAGAAGCCAGAGAACGUGCCAAGGAACAGGCUCGCGAAGAAGAGGCGCGAAAAGCCGACGAAGAUGGCGAUGGCAAGAUGAAUGAUGAUAGCGACGAUGAUGACGAUGGCUCGCCUGAAAAGAAGACUAAUGGCAAAGCCUCGAAGAAAGUGGGCGGCAAGAAGCCUGAUGGUGAGCUUAAGGGCAAGAAACGGAAGGCUGAUGGGGACGCCGACAAGGGACCUAAGAACAAGAAGAAGAAGGAAGAGCCUAAGCCUAAGGUCCCUAAACCAAAAGGACCCGUCGAUGUUGAAAAGCAGUGCGGUGUCCUGCUACCAAACGGCCAGCCAUGCGCUCGCUCCUUGACCUGCAAAAGCCAUAGUAUGGGCGCCAAGCGUGCCGUCGCAGGUCGUUCCCUACCCUACGACAUGCUACUCGCGGCGUACCAGAAGAAGAACCAAGCCAAGCAGCAGAAGGCGGCAUUAGAUGCCAACGCACCACUUGAAGAAGACGACGACGCGAACGGAGGACCAGUGGACUCGGACGAGGAAACCACGACGGUCAUGACGGCCUUGAAACGAUGGAAGGCGAGGCCGCCUUUACCGCAGCCGAUCUUCGAGCCCCUGAGACGCACGUAUAAUCUAGCGAGACUCCGCGAACAGUUACAGACGGCCACUAAUGGUGGGCGGACUAAUAUCUUCAAGGUUGUCGGCUUCGGCGUGCAAAAAUUCGCGGCAGCAACGGCGGACGUAAAUCCAGAUGUUGCUGCUGGUGGUGCGAUGGCGAUGGAUAUGGAUGCGCCUGGGGAACCGGAUGCCUCCUUACAUAACCAUGCGCAGCAGAGAUCGGCCAGCUUUAGUCUGCAGCAGGAUGUGUCGAGACGGCCGUCUGUUAGUGCGAGGGGUUAGCGAUGCGUUGAUUGCGGUGUGAUUUGCGAUGAUGUUUUAUUUGUGGGUGAAUUGGAAAUUGCAUGUAUAGCUGGCGU
Messenger RNA from Xylaria bambusicola, 1613 nucleotides. Its product is annotated as SCA7, zinc-binding domain-containing protein. Lineage: Eukaryota; Fungi; Ascomycota; Sordariomycetes; Xylariales; Xylariaceae. Gene Ontology annotation, cellular component: SAGA complex. Gene Ontology annotation, biological process: regulatory ncRNA-mediated heterochromatin formation; regulation of transcription by RNA polymerase II; RITS complex assembly. The record is from RefSeq and is a predicted model, not a curated record. Bases 202 to 1536 code for a protein of 444 amino acids. The transcript is spliced from 6 exons.